Chara braunii is the source of this 3763-nucleotide messenger RNA. NCBI's taxonomy places the organism in Eukaryota, Viridiplantae, Streptophyta, Charophyceae, Charales, Characeae. The record is from the annotation of a GenBank genome assembly.
UCUCGCGCGCGAGUAGAGUUUUACGGAUAUCCAUACCAAAUCCGAAGGGGAACGCUAGCAGAAGAGGAUGGUGAAAACGCCGUCGGCAGCAGCAGCCGGAUGAGGAGGACGACGUAGAGGGCGCGAUAAGUGAAUCUACCUUUCUUUGAUCUAUGCAGCGAACAGUGCGGAGAUACAGGCGGUAGUGCACGAAGAACUGUGAAACAGGUUUUGAAAAAGUGGGAAGAAGUGAAAAGAAAAAGGCCAAAAAUAGGACAGGUACGGAAGGGGACGAGAGUAGAUGGAUUGAUGAACCCAAAAGACAAGUAGAGGUCAGAGAGGAAGCUGCUGCGUCGCCAUUACCACACACAGACAGCGCCGGGAGGCAUACCUGCUCCAUUUCAUGAGAGCAGCGUCGCUACCAGAGGGCCCAAAGGACAGCUCUGUGCGAGAGCCGAAGUAGGAGAAGUCACGGUGCUACUCGUGGAGGUACCAGGUGUUGGCCACUUCAAAAGAACGGUCACUAUCAUUUCCAUGCUGUGACAGGAGACUUCGACGAACUAGUCAAAGCAAGUUUCCUGCUGUGCAUUUUGGAUAAUAGGGCAGAGCUGGUGGGGCAGCAUGGAUGACAUCAAGAUCUCUGUUCCAACAAUGGAGAGGUGUAGGAACAUCCAUCGCAAGUCGGAUAAGAGUGAUAAAAUCUCUGCAAAGUCUAUAAAGAGAUACAGUACCAUUCAAAAGCUGAGCCUUCCAGUUAUUCGGCAGCUGUACCAGCUCAUGACAAAGGGAAAACAUGCGCUCAAUUUCAUGUUCUUCGAAAUGGACAAGAGGGGACAAAAGAAAUACGUGGAUGCGCCUGAAGAGACUCUGUCAACCUAUCAUGAGUCUUUCCUAUAUGGACGAGUUCCUCUCACUAUUAAAGUCCGUGCAGCAUUGAGGGCUGGCAAGAUUGGCUACACGUUGGCCCUGGUGGAGUUCGUUUUGGCACUGUUGUCAGUCAUUCUGUACAUACGGUCGACGUACACAAGCUGGAAUCCCUUACCAGUAAGGGUCUUGGAGAUCUUUGCAAGCAUGUACUUUGUUGUGGACUAUUUACUCAAAGUCUAUAGUGCACCAUUUCGAGUUCUCUAUAUUUUUUCACGGACUGGAUUAGUGGACCUGUUGAGCGCAUUGCCAGUGAUUUACGUCUUUCAGAACAGUGCUCGUGAUACUGCAUCGGCCAUCCAGUUGCUACGAUUUCUUCGAAUCCUACGGCUUUUUCAUCUUAUCAGGAGGCUGGGUGUAAUUGGCAGUACGGUCAUGCAGCAGAUAUUUGUGCUGGUGAUGUACACACUUGGAAUAGUCUUUGUCAUGUCUGGGUUCUUUCAAUAUGCUGAGUGGAGCAGUAACCACUGUCAUGUUAGCGAUUCGGAGGCAACUGAGAAUUGCAUUGAUUUUUAUGGGGCCUUCUACUUCAUGAUUGUUACGAUCCUAACAGUUGGUAAUGGACCAAGUGCUCCUACAUCUGAGAUGGGCCGCUUUGUAGUGCUCAUAACCAUUUUUCUGGCUCUCACCAUUCUACCUGUGCAGAUUACAAAAAUUUCAGAUCUUACUUCUCGCCGACCUUAUGGGGGAACAUAUUCUGCAAGGGGCGUGCUUGGUGCAAGGUUUGAUUAUGCAGUUGAAGAUGCUGGACAGAUGGCUGGAGCCCUGUCUGUGCACCAAUACUGUGGGCCUAAUGUCCGCAUCAUUACUGAAUUGUUGAAUCCAGAGAAUCUUCAAAGUGACAUCUGGGAGGGCUUACCUGGGAACAUAGAGACUAUAUGUCCACAGCAGCUACGGUUUCAGCUGCUUGCUCGCAGCUGUUAUGUGAAGGGGCUUUCUACCCUCGUAAGUAAUCUGUUUGUUUCGGCAGUAACAUUUCACCCUCCAGAAGAGGACACUUGGGAGGAAGAGUACUGCUACGGCCUUGAACAUGAGGUUUACCCAGUGUUGCUACCAGAAGUGUUCCACAACCGAUCAUUCAAGGAGGUGGCUGAAUUUGUCUAUGUGGAGUUCAGUGUGCUUCUGAUUGGCCUUGACAUUACAGCAUCGCUGAAAUCUCCAGAAGUUUCACAGAUGGAUGGGUAUGUGCUAAUGUUCCCUAAGGAUCACCGCAUCGGGGAGAAUGAUGUGGGGAUCAUCAUCGCAGAGAGCCUUGCCGCUGUGCAAGCUGUUUCUGCAUUCGGCGCCACUCAAAGAACGCUUGCGUCCUUUCUGAGUUCAGGAAUUUCAACUUCUGUUGAUACAAAACAGCUUUGGGAGGAAACUCAGGCAAAGUGGGAGGAACUUGAUGACUAUGGUGACACUGAGCUAUCUGAGAUCAGAAGUGCCCUUUCCGCUAUAUCUUCCAAACAGCGUGGGAGGGUUAUCCAGAUUGAUCAAACCGGUGCAGAUCAAGUUUCGCAGGAGAUAUCAGAGCGAAUAUUGGCAUGGCCACCAAAAAUACUCCCAGGCAAGCCGCGCCUGCCGGUCAUCGCAACACAUGAGAAUGCUAUAUGCGCCAACCUCCGGGAACGAACUGUCAGCUCAGUGAAGUUUCAGAACCACAUACUUGUUUGCUGUGAGUGCCAGUGGCCAAGGAAUCUCUAUUAUUUUGUGGAUCAUUUGCGGCUGCCUGGAUUCCCCACCCCUCCCAUAGUUAUUCUCUCUCCACACGAGCCAAAGCCAGAACAAUGGGGUUGUCUUGGAAUAUUCCAGGAUGUUUUCUACAUCAAAGGGACAGCAACGAGCAAGCUCGACCUGUUCCGAGCUGGUCUCCCUUCCGUCAAGCAUGUUGUCGUACUCACGGAGGAUUUGUCAGAAGCAAGAGGGUUUUCCAGUGAAGAUGAUGACACAAAUGCUUCGAACAAUAUGUAUGCCAAUGAUCUCACCAACACGAUCGUGGUAACGGUUGUGGAGGGAAUACACCGAAAACUGAGUAAAGAACGUUUGAAAAGGGGAGGACUGAGAAGGGAUGAUGUGAAGCAGGAGGGGUGCGUGACUGCUGAGCUGCGCUAUAACCCGACAUUUCGGUAUGUAAAGCCUCUGACGCAGAUUGAUCCACUGACUGAGAAGAAGAUGUCAAACAAGAAGACCAGAGAUGGCCUCUACAUGUUCCUCCCCUGCUACGCAGAAGGCAAGGCAUUUGCACCAGACAUGCUGGACUACGUCCUGUCGUCAUCAUUUACGAACAAGAACACUGUGAGUCUGGUCGAGGGCUUCAUCAUUGGAAAACCGGCUGGCGAUAGAUCGCAGGUGGUUCUGGAUAUGAUUGACACCCCCAGUGAUUGUGAUGGCUUGACGUACUUGGAGGUGUUCCGGAAGCUCCUGGCUGAGAGAGACAUGCUGGCACUUGGACUCUAUAGAGCGACAUCCAGAUCGUCAACAACACCAUACGUCUUUACUAACCCGUGGCAUGAUGUUAUUAUCAAUGAAGAUGAUCGAAUUUAUGUGUUUUGGACGAAGACUGCAAACAACAAGAGUUACAGGGCCUAAGGCAAUCGGUAGAGAAAAAGGAGAGGUGAAGAACAGAGUGUGGGAGAGACAAGUAGGAAGAUAGGACAAAGUAGGACAUUGCAAAAGAGUAGGAGGUGGAGAAAAGUGGGAGGGAGAGAAAAGUGGGAGGGAGAUGGGAGUGAGAAGAGAGAGAAAAGUGGGAUGGAGAUGGGAGAGAGAAGAGAGAGAGAAAGAAAACUAGCCUGGCAGAGGAAGAAAUAGGGCAGGAAAACAUAGGAAGGCAGAGGAAGAUAGCCCGGCAGAAAAAAAAAAAAAAAAAAAAAAAAAA